AUGGCUGACACCAGCCUUGCAUCAACCACCGGUGCAAGUUUUACCCCUGAUGUGCGACGUAGGAACGUUCCGCACACGGAGGGACAAACCAAGACCUCUAACCUGGCUGAACCUGACGACGGGAAGAAAAAACCGCGGCGAAGUUCUUAUCUCUCUGCGCUCGCCGAUUGGGAACCUAUAAUCGCACCGAUACUUUUAACAGCCUUGUCAAUGUUUACUCGUAUGUACCGAAUCGGCCGCUCAAAUAUUGUUACUUGGGAUGAAGCACAUUUCGGAAAGUUUGGGUCACAUUAUUUGAAGCGCGAGUUCUACUUCGAUGUCCACCCACCGCUGGGGAAGAUGCUUGUAGGCCUGUCCGGCCUUCUUGCUGGUUAUAACGGAUCAUUCGAAUUCAAAUCCGGCGAAACAUACCCGGAAGACCUGAACUACACCUUCAUGCGCUUAUUCAACGCUGCCUUUGGUGUAGUAUGCGUGCCCCUCGCCUAUUUGACAGCACAAGAACUCGGCUUCCGUAGAGCCACAGUUUGGUUGGUGAGCUUGAUGGUACUGUUUGAGAACUCAUAUGCCACCAUAUCACGGUUCAUACUGCUCGACUCUAUGCUCCUUUGUUUUACUUUCACAACCACAUUUUGCUGGGCGAAAUUCCAUCGCUUACAGCGGGCUAGCUUCUCUCUUGAGUGGUUCACAUGGCUUUUCCUGACUGGUGUCAGUAUCGGCUGUGUUUGUAGCGUCAAAUGGGUUGGACUUUUCUGUACUGCUCUUGUCGGUAUUUACACUAUUGAAGAUCUAUGGAACAAGUUCGGUGAUUUGAAGAUGUCGGAGGUAACGCUAGCGAAACACUUUGUGGCACGCGUUGUGGGUUUGAUUCUAGUACCGGCCCUGGUUUAUAUCUUCUCUUUCUAUGUCCACUUCUUGAUCUUGGAGAACAGCGGUCCCGGCGAUGCGCAGAUGAGCUCUCUUUUCCAAGCAAACCUCAGAGGAACCCAGGUCGGCAAAGACAGCCCGCUCGAGAUCGCAUUCGGCUCAAGGGUUACCCUUAAAAAUAUGGGAUAUGGUGGCGGUCUCCUGCAUUCGCAUGUUCAGACGUACCCUGAGGGCUCCUCCCAGCAGCAGGUUACUUGCUAUCAUCACAAAGAUGCGAACAAUGAUUGGUUUAUAUACCCCAAUCGCAAGGAACCUCAUUAUGAUGCAGAGGCGCACCUCAAGUUUGUUGGUGAUGGCGAUGUCAUCCGUCUCAUUCACGGUCAAACGGGCCGUAACCUACAUUCACAUAAUAUUCCCGCUCCUGUAAGCAAGAGCCAUCAUGAGGUUUCUUGCUAUGGCAAUAUGACCAUCGGAGACGAUAAAGAUCACUGGAAAGUCGAAGUUAUCGACGAUGUGGCGUCGAGGGACAGAAGUAAAAUCAGGACUCUCACGACUGCAUUUCGCCUGCGACACCCUGUCCUAGGUUGCUAUCUACGGGCAGGGAAUACGAACCUUCCGCAGUGGGGCUUUAAACAGAUUGAAACAACUUGUGUGAAGGAAAAUAAGCCUCGUGACGUUUAUACACACUGGAAUAUUGAAACUCACACCAACGACCGACUCCCCCCUGGCGAUCCCGGGUCGUACAAGUCUCCAUUCUUUAAGGACUUUGUGCACUUAAAUGUUGCCAUGAUGACGUCGAACAAUGCUCUAGUACCUGACCCUGACAAGCAGGACGAUCUUGCCUCGAAAUUCUGGCAGUGGCCAAUACUCAAUGUCGGACUCCGAAUGUGUUCUUGGGAUGAGAAAGUGAUCAAAUACUAUCUCCUUGGUAACCCUGUUGUCUACUGGGGAAGUACCCUUAGCCUGGUUGUUUUUGGCCUGCUGAGUUUGUGGUAUCUUGUGCGGUGGCAGCGUGGCUACAAUGAGCUGAGCCAAUCAGAUAUCGACCACAUUCACUACGCUGGCCUGUACCCUGUUGUUGGUUGGGUACUGCACUAUCUGCCUUUUGUCGCCAUGGCGCGAGUAACUUAUGUUCAUCACUAUUACCCUGCGCUUUAUUACGCUAUCCUAACCUUUGGCUUUUGUGUUGAUUGGCUUACUCAGACCUUAAACACAAAGGCUCGCUGGGUGGUAUACGGAGUUCUCUAUAUCCUGGUGGCUGCGAUCUUUACUUACUUCCGGGUGAUCGUGUUUGGAAUAGAAGGCCCAAGUCAACAGUGGCGCCAUCUAAACUGGCUGAGUGGCUGGCGAAUUGCCAACUAG
This is a messenger RNA of Aspergillus puulaauensis, 2226 nucleotides long. It is a transcript of the gene pmt2, whose product is annotated as protein O-mannosyl transferase. Gene Ontology annotation, biological process: protein O-linked glycosylation via mannose. The record is from RefSeq and is a predicted model, not a curated record. NCBI's taxonomy places the organism in Eukaryota, Fungi, Ascomycota, Eurotiomycetes, Eurotiales, Aspergillaceae. The transcript is spliced from 5 exons. Gene Ontology annotation, cellular component: endoplasmic reticulum; membrane. Gene Ontology annotation, molecular function: dolichyl-phosphate-mannose-protein mannosyltransferase activity. Bases 1 to 2226 code for a protein of 741 amino acids.